Messenger RNA from Manihot esculenta (cassava), 1043 nucleotides. Its product is annotated as protein RGF1 INDUCIBLE TRANSCRIPTION FACTOR 1. The transcript has 4 exons. NCBI's taxonomy places the organism in Eukaryota, Viridiplantae, Streptophyta, Magnoliopsida, Malpighiales, Euphorbiaceae. The record is from RefSeq and is a predicted model, not a curated record. Bases 196 to 861 code for a protein of 221 amino acids.
CUAUUUGCUGCUUCUCUCUAUAGAUACGACACUCUCUUGCAAGCCCUUCUCUAAACUCUAUAGCUUCUCUCUCUCUCUGGAAGCAAAACACACGCCUUGACUCAAUAGAAGCAGAGUGCUCUGUUCUUUGUAAGCUCAUUCAAGCUUGCGAUUGAAAAUCAGGAAACCACAAUCAAGCCUAGAAACAGGAGAAUCAUGGGUGCAGGAGGACCUGAUGAUGAUGUCAACAAGUGGCCUCUUUGGCUAAAGCCUCUCUUAAAGGAGAGUUUCUUUGUUCAAUGCAAGUUACAUGCUGAUUCUCACAAGAGUGAAUGCAAUAUGUAUUGCUUGGAUUGCAUGAAUGGGCCUCUUUGCUCUCUCUGCCUUGCCUACCAUAAGGACCAUCAAGCAAUUCAGAUAAGGAGGUCCUCAUACCAUGAUGUAAUAAGAGUAUCUGAGAUACAGAAAGUAUUGGACAUUUCUGGUGUCCAAACUUAUGUAAUCAACAGUGCAAGAGUUGUUUUCUUGAAUGAAAGGCCUCAGCCUAGGCCUGGCAAAGGCGUAACAAACACCUGCGAGGUCUGCGAACGCAGCCUUCUUGAUUCUUUCCGUUUCUGCUCUCUGGGUUGCAAGAUUGUUGGGACAUCAAAGAAUUUUCAGAAGAAGAAACGACAAAGAGCAAUGAUGUCGGAUUCAGAAGACACUUGCAGCAGCAGCAGUAGCCAUGGCCAAUACAAGAACAAAAAGCAUAACAAUAAUGAGAAAGUGCAAAGCUUUUCUCCGUCCACGCCACCUCCGACGUCAGUUAGUUGCCGGAAUGCCAAGCGGAGAAAGGGUAUCCCCCACCGUGCUCCGAUGGGUGGACUAAUCAUAGAAUACUAGCACUAGUCUUUGUUGACUGGCGUCAGAGAUUUAGUGCUUUUUAGUAAGCGUGUAUAUAGAAGCACCUGCAAAAUAUAAGUAGUAAUAGUUGCAAGGAGAAAAAAAAAAGAUAGAGUAAAGGUUUGAUGCUUAAUUUUACUCUUGUGUUUAUUAAAAAAAAGUUUAAUUUUGUUUAUUUUUAA